Molecule: messenger RNA, 6196 nt
Organism: Neurospora crassa OR74A
Lineage: Eukaryota; Fungi; Ascomycota; Sordariomycetes; Sordariales; Sordariaceae
Product: SAM binding domain-containing protein
Exons: 1
Coding region: 3306-5699 (797 amino acids)
Molecular function (GO): S-adenosylmethionine-dependent methyltransferase activity
Source: RefSeq, a predicted model, not a curated record
GCCCCGUGCCUCGUUCGUCGUCGUCGUCCUUCUAAUCCUCGCUUGUGCUUUAUUUCUUAUCAUCAGAGUUUUUUUUCAUGGCCUUUGAAAUAGUACCCUUUCGCUCCGUCUUGAUCGGAGGGUCUCUUCCAGAUUCAGGUCGGAGCUUCUCUCCAGGGUCGACCACAGCCUCGGGCCUAGGCUUCUUCGUUGCUUCUUCAUUCAGAUCAUACGUCUUAUCGCUUCAUUCUUUUCUCCGAAGCUGAAACAAAAUCGCCAGAGAAGCAACUGUCAAUCGGAGAUUUCAAAGCCUACCAAAGGUGGUCAACAACCGCGGUCAGCCGCGUUAGCCGCAUCGAAUCCUGUUCGACGUGACACAAUCGACCCUGAAGCCAAAUCGACACUGCGGUAGCCAAAACUAAGGACGAGGCCGAUCUUCCACCUUCAACGACGUUCCAUUCCACGAUUCGUAAGCAACUCGAGCGAUGAAAAAGACUUGUUUAAGCGAGUCGUUUAUUCCGUCACCGUCGUCAUACUCGGAACAACCGAGGCAGUCUCCAGAACCCGCUCACAUGCUGAUUGCGCUGCUCGCGUGACCCCUCCUUUGGUGAAGCGGAGCUGUAGUCUACAAAGGUCUACCGGACAAGACCGCACCGCUGCCAUUUUCUGACUCGAACACAUCACACACGGUGUGUGCAUCUGGUUGUCUCUCAACCAAGACCUAAUCUUGUCCCGAGACAUACAAUCUUCCCCCCUGUGGCCCCGUUGCUCUCUGGAUCUGGCCCUGGCCUUACACUACACAAGCAGAAACGAACGCCCAGACCCAAAAUUUCACGAGACCGUACCUACACUACAAUAGACUCCGGAAAUGCCUUUUACUACGCUAGAACGCUAGCGAGUACAAGACCAGACCGUUACCAGAUGGUGUAACGGACCGAGAAGGCAGACUACAAUCCAAUCCAGUCCGGUCCAGAAGCAGCGAGGCGCAGGCACGGACACACAAAAGUCAUUACAAACUUGGCUUUUCACUGUCCCGCCCGUGUGUGUGUGAUUUUCCCUGGGCAGGGUGAAUUGAGUGAAAGAUCUCGUCAGUGCUCUGUGUGUUUUACCCCUGAGCCAGGGGGUGGAGGGGGAACUACGGACACUGGACAGGGGGCGCCGGCCUCAGCAAGCGAGAAACGAACAAGACAAGACAAGCGUUGUGCAAGGCCCGCCGCCCUGAAAGCAAAGCAACGAAAACAAGCCGCGCCGCAACCGUUGGCAUCGCCUCACAUUAGGGCUCUUUCUUUUUUUUUUGCUUAUUUGGAAAAGAAAACAUUGCGAUUCAGCGAGGCAAUUUCGCCUUCAACACGACACCAACUUGUCCGUCGCGAAACAAGGACGGUGGCGUUUUGUGUUCGGGAGUACGGACCGGUACUGGGCAAACAAAAUACAUUCCAAAAUCCCCUCCCGGUCUCAGUCCGCCGAUAUCACCGAGAGACAAAGACGGCGGGGCUGCUGCUGCUGCUUGCAAGAAGUGGUUUCUGGAAUUGUUUGAGAAAAGCACAUACACUACACGACACUACACUAACAAGUGCACCUUUCGGGGCCCGCUCACUCCUCGUUUGAAUCGAUGAUCGACAGCAAAAAGGGCUGUGUUGAAUAGUGUAUACUACUUCCCCCGGCGUUUUCGUCACUUUUACUCCUUGCCUUGUUUCCAAGCGUUGCAAGCCAAGUGCCAACUCUAUUUUUGUCGGGUCGUUUGGAUCUCCCGUGUCCAACUCCACGCAUCGAUUCCACUGGAACUGAAGCGAAUGACAACAUCUUUCCACUUGCCAGAAAGGAAGCCAAGGUCGAAUGUCGAUAGCUGAGUUGAGGAAGAAGUGAAAUUUUGGAAAGUUCCGUCCCGUCAACUACCAUACUAGUAUCAUCCAAAGGAAGGACGGGACGACAAGUGACGACCGUGUAGGGGAUCCAAUCGGAUGGGACAAUUGAGAAUCCUUCAGUUCAAGGAGGUCCCGUCGUCGCUUGUCAUUGUUGUCGAAGCGGGAUUGAAGACGACCGGCCGAAACAAAGCCUCAUCAAAUAGGGGUCAAUCACCCUAUCCUAUAUUUCAAAAGAUUACAUACCGCAGACCCAAUACCUACGUGCCUACCUCUACCUAGCGCGCUUCGGAAUCCCUUCUCAGUGCAGAAGGUGGUGCUUUUGCAUUGCAGAAACAAGACGGACGGGAAGUCCGGCCGGGGUUACAACGAUAGCGGCCGCAGGAUCGCAACAUCCGGCAGCCAUCGUACAGCCUGGAGACAGGGGGGUGGGUUGGAUUGAAGAAAAGAAGAAGAGAAGGGAAGGUAGCAUCGCAUUCACAUCGCAUCGGGUCGGUCAAAAGAACAAAAGAAACAACCCUUGGUCACUGUCCACAGUUACAGUUGGCUGGCUCACUGGCUGGCUGCUCCAGCUGUUUGGAACACUCACUCGGCUGCAAGUGCAAGGGAAGGGAACAAACUCGACCAACGAAGAAGAAGCGGUUCACGCCCCCCGGGUGCAGGUCCUGUCCUAUCAACCCCGAAUUGACCCUAGAGGUAGGUACCUCUACCUCUACCCCCCCGGCUAAGGUGCACAAGGUUCGGGUGUACCUUACAGGCUUGGUCCCGUCGGUCGGAUAGGGUGGAGGAUCUUCCGCUGUUAGUGGUUUAGUGCGCUGUUUCCAACGACCUACACAGCGGGGUCGGCUACACUAGCGGGGGGAAGUGGAAGGGGGUGCACGGACCUUCUUACCUUUACCUCUACCCUCCGUCUAGCACUGCACCCUGAGGAAUCUCCAUUCCCGUCGGGCGACCAGUGGGCAGAGGGCAGAGGGCAGGCACAGCUUUGUAGCAAACCCCUGCCCACACACCGGCAGUUCCAUUGGAAAAUCAGGAGACGGGGGGAGGGGGGAACACCCUAACUGGGACACACAAGCGGGCAGAGAGAGACGAGGGACGGGCGGGAAAGAGACAGGGACGAGAGGGAGGGAAAAAAAAAAAAAAAAAAAAAAAAAAGAGUUUGUUUCAUUCCAAACUGUGACCGUGACCCCGUCUCCAUCCAUCCUCCGCCCCGUCUCGGGAAACGAGUGAGGAACACCUACCCACUACCUCUACCUUGCCUACCUACCUACCUCACGUACACUACUCCCUACCUCCAUACAGUACUUCGUUACGUCGGGUACCUAGCUAGAGGUAGCUGAAACCCUGCUGGCUCUGUGUCUGGCCUGGGCUGCCCUGGCUGCCUGGCUGAGUGCCCUCCCUGCCUUCCAUGUCCACCAGGACGACCGGCCCAGAUUCCCUCACGUACCUUACCGUACCGUAAAGAUGGAGUUCCUGUCAGGCUAUGCAGCCGCAAGGGCCCCUUUAUCCGCCUACCAGGUCGAGCCGCCGCCGCCUCCACCGUCGACUUCAUCUUCUGGCCAGCUGCUGCAGCCCUCCUCCUCCUCCGAUCGUCGAGCGCCGCCGCCGCAUCCUCUCCAUCCCACCGUCACUCGCUCCAAGUCGACCUCGGGUGCUCACUCGCACAGACGCCAUCGUCAGUACGGCCACGCCCGCACCAACAGUGCCAGCACCACCGGCAGCAGCUCGGGUGCUCCUCUGCAGGUGGUCAGCAGCGCCGCCGGUCAUCAGCAGAAUCAUCAUCAUUCAUCGACACCAGCAUCGUCCUCCAGCAAGCACAGGCUGUUGAAGCCAGCUUGGUUACAGCCAAGUGGAACACAUCACCCACCAUCAGAUCGCAGCGACGACGCGGCCGCCACAAGCGCUGCGGCCAACUCUGCCUCAUCUGCCUCGGCGGGACCGGGACCCCGUGCGACCUCGUCUCUCGAACAUUAUCGCCCCUCGCGCCGCGACUUCCUCAGCCCUCCCUCAUCAUCCCAUCACCAGCACCGUAGCUACUAUCCCGACUGGAUACCUACGGCUGGCCUACACCCGAACCCACACCACGGCCACAGGCAGCUCCCCGCGACGUCUCGCAUCGAUACGCACGAUAGCAAAUACUGGACUUCUUCCAAUACUGCCAGCGCUGCUUCCGAGCCUUCGUCAGCCCGGUCGCCCGUUUCUCGCGACGGAACCCGCACACUCGCGCCCACUGCGAGCAACAACCUCAGUCUUGUCGGAGGAGGAGCUGGCGCCUCCAUUGCUUUUGCCGCCCACGCCGCCUCCAGCAUCCUCGAGCGUGGUCGUCACGUGCCGCCGCCGCCGCCGCCGCCCCAUUCCCAGGGGCAACACCAUGCCAGUAGCGCAGCCGGCGCCAUGCCUCUCUCGUCCGGCACCAGCUCCAAGAUCUCUGGUUACGAUGGCUCCCGCGCUGAAAGUGUCUCCAGCAUCGCUGGCACCACGGUAAGCAGUCGGACAUUCCUCUCGAGCGACCCGCUUCCGAACCCCGAUCAGCUCGCCAACAACGAGGCCCGACCCUUUGUUGUGCGCAGCGGCCGAACCUACAUCUCGGAUCCGACGCUGGCGUACCCGCUGCCCGUCGAUCUCGAGGAAAUACAUAGGCAGACGCUGAGGACGCUGUUGCUUCUGCAGCUCUUUGGCAAGCCCAUAUGCUCGCCCGAGUUCGCCGACCAGCCACCCAAGCGCAUUCUGGAAAUUGCCUGCGGCUCUGGCGUUUGGUCGAUGCUCUGCUACAAGCACUACAAGAAACUCGGCCAGGCUGACGGCAUUUCCUUUACGGGUAUUGACAUUGCUCCCCUGGCUCCACCCAGUAGCUCAGGCAACAGCGACAGUAGCGAAGGGCGCCGCAGCAACCGCGCCUCUUCUUCGUCUGCUACCUUGUCAGCAGCAGGUGGAGGUGGCGCCACGAGCUCUUCGGGGAUGCAACCUGACCCUCAAAUGAAUUGGCGUUUUGUUCAGCAUGACUGCCGCAAGUUCCCUUUUCCCUUUCCCGACGGCUCGUUCGAUUUGAUCAUGUGCAAGGACGUGUCUCUCAUCACCACUACUGCCAUGCAGCAGCCGUUGAUUGACGAGUACAUUCGCCUUCUUGCGCCGGGCGGUGCCAUCGAAAUCUGGGAAAGCGAUCAUACCCUGCGCAUGUUGAGGCCCCACGUCCCCGAACAUAUGCAGAACUCGUCAGCGCCGGCCGCUGGUGAGGAUGGGCAGCCGGCUGAAGGUAGCGAGGACAACGAAGUCGAGAAAAGCCCCGAGGAAAUCGAAGCCGCCGAAGCCGCCCGCAUGGGAGCCUACGUAAUGACACCCAACACUCCGCUCUCCUCCCCGCUCAACCAUUUCCUGGUGGAAUACAACGCCUGGCUGUCCAAAGCCCUCGAAGCCCGUUCUCUGUCGUCCAUGCCCUGUACCCUUAUCGGCCCCAUAAUGCUGCAAGAAGCCGAGACCCUUACGGCGAUGGGCAACAAGCGGCUGGCUGUCCCGCUAUCAGAAGUCCGUUGGGAGCGCGAGGGCGUGGGCGGUGUGGUGACCAAGGAUGGAAAGGCGUUUAUUUCGACGAAGCCGAGUUUUUCGAAUCUGCAAAUGGAUGCGAAUGGUGGAAUGGGAAAGACGUUGGGGCCGGAAGCGCGGGCACUGAGGAGGACGGCGUUGAUCACGGUUGUGCAGAUGAUUCAGAGUUUGGAGCAUAUACUGAGGGAUGUGAGUGGAAAGAGUCAGGACGAGUGGGAUGCGUGGUUGGGUAAGAUGAUGAAUGAUUUGGUGGAGGGGAAUGGGACGAGUUGGGGAGAGUGUUUGGAGGUUGGAGUAUGGUGGGCCAGGAGGAGGUGAGGUGAGGCUGUUUGAGGUUGAGGAAGUAACGAGGGAGAGCAGUCAAGGGAGGUGUAGUUUCAUUUGUGACGGAUCGAAUGGUAAUUUCUUAAUGGUGGCCUCUGUUUCUGGAGUCGAAAGGAAGGAGGCCGGGAUAUAGGGUGAGCGUGUUUUGGAUAGGUAUGGAUGGGUGGAUGGGAUUGGAUGGGAUGCAUCUGGGUGGGUAGGUCUGGUGGAAGAUGUCUUGGAUGGACUUAUAUAUGGAUAGGUAUAUAGGAAAGAUGGACCUGUGAAGUCCAGUCGCAUCUGUCGGAUCAAGAUCCCUUUAUUUCGAGUCCAAAACUUUGCUCAUAUCCGAUGACACCACUGUCAUGUGUAUAUUUUCGGGAGCUCUAGAGGUAGUUCGACUGACACCUGAAGAGAUCCCAGGCCAUCGCAUCGCACUUUAAAGAAUACAAGUUUCCUUCCUUCACACGUAUGUAGAGGUAUAACUAGCACGAAUCAGCACACUAACCCUU